UCCCGCUCAGAGUAGUCACGCACGCGGUGGUUGGGAGCCAGAGCAGAAGCGGCGCUUGGAGCCCGUUUAGAAAGAACUAACUCACGUGGUGGCGGUGAGCGGAGAGUUUCAGAGUUGGACCUGGGUGGGACGAAUCCACGUGGACCAUGAAGAAGGAAAUUGCAGCGGUGGUCUUUUUCCUUAAAAGGCUUAUUAAAAAAGCGGAUAAGUUGGAAAUGGAGAAGGUGGAAAAGUUUGUAGAGCGACUGACGGUGGCACUGCAGGAAAAGUACAAGGGCCACUGGUAUCCUGAAAACCCCAGCAAGGGCCAAGCUUUCAGGUGCAUACGGGUGAAUAAGUUUCAGCAAGAGGACCCAGAGCUCCGGCGGGCCUGCAACGAAAGCGGGGUUCUGUAUACGGACUUGGGCCUUCCACGGGAGCUCACGCUUUGGGUGGACCCUGGGGAAGUGUGCUGCAGGUAUGGCGAGAAGAACUUUGCUUUCACGGUAGCGAGUUUCUCGGGGGAUGAGGAGGAUAAGGAGGAAGUCACUAAGAAAGUAACAAACGCAGUGGAGAGGGUGACGUCCGACUAUCACUCGGGCUCUUCGUCUGAUGAAGAGGGCAGCACUAGGGAAGCUUCUGUCUCUGCCUGCCCUCCCCCAGCUCGGCCUCUCUAUCAGCAGCUUGUGUACCCCAGCGUUCCAGUGUGGAACCUGUCACCAAGGAAGAGGAGCAGACCAGGACAGGGCCUUCCUCGCCACGUCUACAAAUUCCGUCCCCAGGGCAAGCUCAGCCACCCUUUAAGGCUCAACGGCUGGGCCCCACCUGGUCCUCGGAGUGGGCAGGGGUACUGGGGCAGCACGCCCAGUUUGAUGUACUGUUAAAACCUUCGUAGCAGAGCAGUGUUACAGCAACUAUUGUACAAGGAAGAACCACUACUUAAAUGUGUCCUUUUUAUAUGAAACCUCUGGAGUAUGUUUGUAGUACAAUUAAUGUUUGAGUAUUCUUUUUUUAAAAAAAAAAAAACGCUGUCUUUGCACUUUAAUUUUUGAUAGAAAUGAUGUGUAAGGUUUCUGCGUAUUAGAAAACUGAAUUUUUACAAAAGAGCUACAUACUGUAUUUAUAUUUAACAGGAUUAUUAUUCUCUAAAACUUGCUUGCUGUCCAUGUAUUGAUAAAAUGACCAAAUGUUUUAUUUAUUCACAACAUAGUAUAAAUUAUUGUUCAGAUUACUCAAAUCAGACACAUUAAACACUGUCUUAGACUGUAAAUGUUCUGCUCAUGUUUGAAAUGAAAGUUUUGAAUAUUUAUUAGAAUAAAAUGUGAAAUCAUGUAUGUAUGGAUUCAUUCAGACACCCCUCUACUUACUUAAAUCCGUAUUUACGUUAAAAAAAAUUCCCGGCAUACACAUUAUGUACGGAGAGUGCUUCUAUUUUACGCAAAACAUCUUAAAUACGUUACCCGCAAGUUGGCGUAACCAGACAAGGCAGGAAACUUCAUCUUCCCAAUUCUAGUGUGUUUUGAGCCGUGAAUGCAUCUCUUCUUGUUAGUGUAGUGCUUUUUUUGCAUAUUUUCUACC
Scleropages formosus (Asian bonytongue) is the source of this 1557-nucleotide messenger RNA. Its product is annotated as protein BTG3-like. Lineage: Eukaryota; Metazoa; Chordata; Actinopteri; Osteoglossiformes; Osteoglossidae. The transcript has 5 exons. Gene Ontology annotation, cellular component: nucleus; cytoplasm. The coding region runs from base 147 to 863 and encodes 238 amino acids. The record is from RefSeq and is a predicted model, not a curated record.